Molecule: messenger RNA, 720 nt
Organism: Phoenix dactylifera (date palm)
Lineage: Eukaryota; Viridiplantae; Streptophyta; Magnoliopsida; Arecales; Arecaceae
Product: membrane magnesium transporter-like protein
Cellular component (GO): Golgi apparatus; EMC complex; plasma membrane
Source: RefSeq, a predicted model, not a curated record
GCCGUCUCACCCCCAAAUCUCUCCCUCUCUCUCUCUCUCUCUCUCUCUCUCUCUCUGCGAGCUACUAGAUUCGAAGAGCCUGCAGAGAUGGGAGUUGGAUUCGUGGUCGGGGUUUUUGGCGGCCUUGUUCUCGCCCACGCCGCCUAUUCCACCAUCCAAUACAGAGGCAUGCUGAAGAUCGUGGAGGAGGAGUUCUCCGGUCCUCCGAUGAAUGUUGUGGUGGAGCUGCUUCUGGGGUUAGCUUUGUGCACGUGGGCAGGGCUAGCCGUGCCCGCGAAGUUCCUCUCCAUACUCCCUGAUUCGGAUGAGAAUAGGAUUGUUUACUUACCAGCCAACCUGGACUUCAUGAUAUUCAAUCACCGCGGCAAAAUAUUACCAACCAAUACAGAAUUGAAGUUCAAGAUAUAGCAUUUUCAGUAAUCUUGAAGAUCUUGGAUUUCUUCCAAAACCUAGUUGAGGGACAAUAUCCGAGUUUAGGGCUUACAUGUCAUUCAACAAGUAUUUAGCCUGUUUUGUUUUAUUUUGAUUCUCAGAGACCAAAACAACUGUUCUUUUGAGAGACAGAGCUUGCAUUACAUGUUUGAAAUAGCAGUUAUGCGUCCAAUUGGUUAUCAGUGAUGAUAUUUAUUGAUAAUAUUUAUGCAGCCUACAACUCUUGGAAAGUAGACAGUAAUUAACAAUUUUUACCCAAAAGCAGGGUGAUGAUAAAUGUUAGUAUUA